Molecule: messenger RNA, 1644 nt
Organism: Colletotrichum navitas
Lineage: Eukaryota; Fungi; Ascomycota; Sordariomycetes; Glomerellales; Glomerellaceae
Product: FAD binding domain-containing protein
Exons: 4
Coding region: 326-1585 (419 amino acids)
Molecular function (GO): FAD binding
Source: RefSeq, a predicted model, not a curated record
AUGGGGCCCUUUUGGGGGAGUGAAAUUGGACAGCAUCCCUAAGCUUUCCGAACUCGAAGCGCGAGGAUAGCUCUUUGCCUAGCUAUACCGCUCAUACCACUGUGCUGUUGCUCCAUUUCAUCGGUGCCAUUCGCCUGGCUGGAGCAAUUGUGGUUGACUGCCUGUUUGCUGCAAAGUCACUCGCUACUGUCCCAAUCUCCCUGUCAUCUCCUUGCGAGACGAAGGUUCUGUCAACGUGCACCCCCCUCCCCCAAUCGGUUUAAAGAAAGCACGCAGUGGCAAGCAGAGAAAAGCAAAGACACGAACGCACACAUCAAAAACCACCAUGGCGGACCGAGACCAGGUGUCAGGCCCCCUACCCGUCAUUAUCAUUGGCGCGGGCGUCAGCGGCCUGCUGCUGGCGCAGUACCUGCGCAAGAUAAACGUCCCCUUCCGCAUCUACGAGCGCGACGCGGACCUCACCACCCGCGGCGUCGGCUGGGGCUUGACUCUUCACUGGUCGCUACCGGCGCUGCGGUCCCUGCUGCCCGAAGACUUGGUUGCCCGGCUGCCGGAGGCCUACGUCGACCGCGCCGCCGUGGCAAGGGGAGAGACCUCGGCGUUCCCCUUCUUCGAUCUCAGCACUGGCGAGCUCAAGGGCGCAAGUCCCCGCGCGCCAGAGAGUUUGAGAAUCAGAGUCACGAGGGAGAGGCUAAGGCGGUUAAUUGCAACCGAUGUCGAUAUCCAGUGGGAAAAGAGCUUCAUAAGGUACGAAGAGAAGCAGGACUCGGUCGAUGUUCUCUUCGAAGAUGGUUCAUCGGUGACCGGCCGCAUUCUUGUUGCAUGCGACGGUGGCCCAUCUCGUAUCCGACGCCAGUUGUUCCCGGACCAGCACGAGAGAUACCAGAUCCCGGUCCGAGUGCUCGGGCUGAAAGUGUUCCUGUCGCCUGACCAGAUGGCACCAAUCCGAAAGCUCGACCCCUUCUUCCUUCAAGGGACGUCGUCUCGCAACGACACGUUUCUCUAUCUCAGCAUGCUUGAUGCCCCAGGGAACAACGAUGGGAGCACGGAGCAAUACAGCUGCCAGAUGUGCAUAUCUUGGCCGGAUCGACCGGGGUUCUUGGGCAAACAGGAACCGACGGGUUGUCCUCAGACGAAUGCCGGCAAGAUCGAGCUCAUCAAGUCGUUUGCCGAGGGAUGGUCGGAGCCGUUUCGUGGGCUUGCACUCGGAAUCCCUGAUGACACCGACGUGAAACAGCUUGACCUCUACGACUACCCUCCGCCAAAGGGACUGAGGUCCAAAGGAAGAGUGUUGUUGAUGGGCGACGCCUUCCAUGCCAUGGCGAUGUACAGAGGUGAGGGCGCCAACCACGCUAUUGUCGAUGUCCUAGACUUCGCAGAGAACGUGACGCCCAAGCUAGACGCUGGCUUCGCAGAUGUACGAACUGCCAUCGAUGCCUACGAGGAUGAAGUCGUUACCAGAGCCCGAUCUGGCGUGUUAGCUUCGAGACGGGCCUGCAUGGAUGCGCACGAUUGGCCCAAAAUAAGCCCUACGAGCCCCCUGCUGAGCAAGCGGGAAAUGAAGUUGCACUUUGAUGAGGAGUGAUGUUAUCGUAAGGUAUAGAAUAGAUUAUCUAUUAAUUGAGGAAGAUUGAGAUCGGGGAC